AUGCCAAUCCUCCACAUCGUCCUCUUCGAAUUCUCCCCCACAGCAACCGACAUCCAAAUCAAAGACAUCUGCACCCGCAUGCUCUCCCUCUCCCAAACCUGCCUCCACCCAACCUCAAAUCUCCCCUACGUAAAAUCCUACGGAGGUGGAAAGGACACGAGUCCGGAAGGAUUACAAGGAGGAUUCUCGCAUGGGUUUGUGAGUGAAUUUCAAAAUGAGGAGGAUAGGGAGUUUUAUUUGGAGAGGGAUCCGGUGCAUUUGGAAUUUGUUAAGAGUUUGGAGGGGAUUGUUGUGAAUGUUAGGGUUGUGGAUUUUGAGCCGGGGAAGUUCUGA
Pseudocercospora fijiensis CIRAD86 is the source of this 333-nucleotide messenger RNA. RefSeq lists its product as uncharacterized. The transcript has 4 exons. Bases 1 to 333 code for a protein of 110 amino acids. NCBI's taxonomy places the organism in Eukaryota, Fungi, Ascomycota, Dothideomycetes, Mycosphaerellales, Mycosphaerellaceae. The record is from RefSeq and is a predicted model, not a curated record.